Molecule: messenger RNA, 1048 nt
Organism: Pelecanus crispus (Dalmatian pelican)
Lineage: Eukaryota; Metazoa; Chordata; Aves; Pelecaniformes; Pelecanidae
Source: RefSeq, a predicted model, not a curated record
GGCUUCUUCUGUGGAAUUCAAGCAAGAGUGUUCCAAGCAAGUGGUCGAUGACAGCAGAGUUUUCAAGAAGAUUCAAGGUAUACUCAGAGACACACUAAGUAAAAGAGGAGUUCGGGUUAUAACAGGCUUAGGAAAGUAUUUCCGACACGUAGACAAGAACAGAAAUGGUUUUCUCUCUCAGGCAGACUUUAAAGAAGCUCUAAAAGUAUUCCGUUUGGAAAUACCUGAAGAGGACUUUGAAUCUUUAUGGCUUACUCUUGAUGAUAGCAAGAGUGGUAAGGUCGACUACGGAGAAUUUACUCGUGCUGUAUUUGGAGAAAUGAAUGAAUAUCGGAAAGCAUUUGUAAGAAAAGCUUAUAUGAAACUAGAUUUCAACAAAACUGGGAGCGUGCCUAUGGUAGAUAUCAGAAAAUGUUACUGUGCAAAGAAACAUCCUCUAGUAUUGGCAGGCAAAGCUACAGAAGAAGAAAUCAAAUUGUCAUUUCUAGAAACAUUAGGAGAGUCUUGCAGCAACCCCAAUGAAGUGUCCUAUUCUGAGUUUGAAGAUUACUAUGAAGGAUUAAGUAUUGGAAUCAUGGCUGAUGAUGAUUUUGUCAAUAUCUUAAGGAACCCUUGGGGAAUUUAGAGUGCAAGAUGACAAAAAUGAAGAGGAGACAUUUUCUAAACAAGGAGUGAGCUUAAUAAGGGAGGAUUUAGUCUUGAUGUGCAUUACUUCAUAAUUAGUGUCUUAAACUGAUUUCAGGGACUGAAAAUUUUAGAUGCUUUCAGAAUAAUACAUGGCAAAUUUCUUAGAGCAUUUGUUGAGCUAUGCUAACCACUUUUUAAAUAUAAAUGCUGUUCAUUCCUUUUCACUGGAAAUAAUAAAGGCUGUUCCCCGUACCAAAAGGUGUCAUUUACUUGAUAUUAGAAUGAAAUGACCUAUUUUAAAAUAAGAAGGAAUUAGAAACUAAAAGGCAUGAAGGGGUAUGUGCAAGAGAAAAUUUAGUUUUAUGAUGCACUGUGAAAAGCUUUAAAUUUGAUUGUAUAGGUACCAAUGGUAGCUUUUCUU